AGCAGUCAGCCAAUACUCGCUCACAUACUGCAUGCUGUCGCUGCGCCACGCUGCUGUGAGGCAGCAGUUUCUGCAGGCGGAAGAAAAGGAAGGAGAUGAAUGGAAGAGAGAGGGAGGAGAGGGAGAAGAAGAAAACAGGAGAGGAAAAAAUGAUAUAAAACUGAAAUGCAGUCUGGCACCAGCUCCGCUUCUCAACUUUGCUCCCAUAAACACAUGAAGAAACCGUGAUGAUGUCACAUUCUGUCCUCCUAUCCUCUUAUAAAUAGAUCACUGAUGGUAGGAGGGUGGUGGUAUGUCGAUUAAGAUGAACUAAAGGGUCCAGCAUAAGAGGAAGAAGGACUCCUAUGUCAGAGCUUUAGGAUGGCCACGGAAAGCUCCACUAUUCCCAGUCCUGUUGUCUGCCAAAUUGACAAGCAGUUCCUGAUCUGCAGCAUAUGUCUGGACCGCUACCAGAAUCCCAAAGUACUACCCUGUCUGCACACCUUCUGUGAGAGGUGCUUGCAGAAUUACAUCCCGGCCCACAGCCUCACCCUGUCGUGUCCCGUGUGCCGUCAGACAUCAAUCCUCCCAGAGAGGGGGGUGGCCGCACUGCAGAACAACUUCUUCAUCACCAACCUGAUGGACGUGCUGCAGCACAGGCCAGAUACCUGCAGCCAGGAGGCCACCACCCUCAGCAACAUCACCACCGUGGCAACGGGUCAACUGCUCUCCUGCCCCAACCAUGGCGGAAGUGUGAUGGAGUUUUACUGUCCUCCAUGUGAGACAGCCAUGUGUCAAGAGUGCACAAGUGGCGAACAUCGAGAGCACCCAACUGUGCCUCUUAAAGAUGUGGUGGAGCAGCACAAGACCUCACUGCAUGACCAGCUGAAUGCUGUGAAGAAGAGGCUGCCAGAGAUCGACUCGGCUCUGCUGUUGCUGUCAGAAAUCCUGCAACAGCUGACCAAUCAGAAAAGCUCCAUAGAAGAAGACAUCCACAAAACCUUUGAUCAGCUGCAGAAGACUCUCAAUGUUCGCAAGAGUGUUUUACUCAUGGAGCUGGAGGUCAACUAUGCACUCAAACAGAAGGUUCUUCAGGCCCAGCUGGACACACUGCUGCAGGGCCAGGAGGGCAUCAACAGCAGCUGUAACUUCACGGAGCAGGCCCUGAGCCACGGCACCGAGGCUGAGGUGCUGCUGGUCAAGAAGCAGAUGGGCGAGCGCCUCGUGGAGCUGGCCAAUCAGGAGCUUCCUCUGCAGCCAGGGGAGAACUGCCAGCUGGACUUUCUCGUGGAGACUGAUGGAUUAAAGAAAUCCAUCCACAAUUUGGGUACCGUGGUAACUACAAAUGCUGUCGCAUCAGAAACCGUGGUGACAGGUGAAGGACUGCGGCACUGCAUGGUGGGCGUGCCCACGGCUGUCACCAUAACUACCAAGGACAAAGAUGGAGAGCUGUGCAAGAUGGGUAAUGCAGUCAUCGCUGCUGACAUCUCUUCCCCUGACGGGAGCAAAGUCGACGGGGAAAUACUGGACAACAAGAAUGGCACGUAUGAGUACCUGUUCACUGCUCCCAAAGAAGGCUUUCUGUACCUAUCCCUGCGCCUGUACAACCAGCACAUCAGAGGAAGUCCCUUCAAAAUAAAGGCCACCAUCCACUCCCCAAAUACAGAUGGCACCAAAAAGAGGCUGAAGUCUCCGGGUAGUGGACACGUCAAGCAGAAAGCAAUCAAGAGGCCGGCGAGCAUGUACAGCACAGGAAGGAGGAAAGAGAAUCCCAUCGAGGAUGACCUCAUCUUUCGGAUAGGCACCAAAGGAAGAAAUAAAGGGGAGUUCACAAAUCUGCAGGGAGUGGCUGCCUCCUCUCAGGGAAAAGUCCUAAUAGCAGACAGCAACAACCAAUGUGUUCAGAUAUUUUCUAAUGACGGCCAGUUCAGAAGUCGUUUUGGCAUCCGUGGCAGGUCUCCAGGUCAGAUGCAGCGGCCGACGGGUGUGGCCGUCCACCCCAGUGGUGACAUCAUCAUUGCAGACUAUGACAACAAAUGGGUCAGCAUCUUUUCAAAUGAAGGCAAGUUUAAGAACAAAGUGGGCUCAGGGAAGCUGAUGGGACCUAAAGGCGUUGCAGUGGACAGGAACGGACACGUCAUUGUGGUCGAUAAUAAGGCCUGCUGCGUUUUCAUCUUCCAGGCCAAUGGCAAGCUGGUCACCAAGUUUGGUAACCGUGGCAACGGCGACAGGCAGUUUGCAGGCCCUCAUUUUGCUGCUGUCAACAAUAACAACGAAAUCAUUGUGACUGAUUUUCACAACCACUCAGUAAAGGUCUUUAACACAGAAGGGGAGUUCCUGCUGAAGUUUGGUUCUAACGGCGAAGGUAACGGCCAGUUCAAUGCCCCCACUGGCGUGGCGGUGGACGUCAAUGGGAAUAUCAUUGUAGCAGACUGGGGCAACAGCAGGAUACAGGUGUUUGAUGCCAGCGGUUCCUUCCUCUCCUACAUCAACACGUUGGCAGACCCACUGUAUGGCCCACAGGGACUGGCACUCACCUCUGACGGACAUGUGGUGGUCGCAGAUUCUGGCAACCACUGCUACAAAGUCUACCGCUAUCUGCAGUAGCUCCCCUUUCUGCACCUGCUUUCUACCAGGAAAUGGUGGACUGGAAAGACUGGAACACUCUGAAAUCAUCAACUCAUCCAUUCAUUCUUUCCACUGUGCCAUCUGUUAGGCUUUUUUCUUGAUUCUGAAGCAAUAACUCAUCACAGAUAGCUGCUGCUGGUUAGUGUUUUGAAGAAGUUGAUCAUGACUUUCACAAGACAUUUGGAGUGCGCUAACAUAAAGCUUUAAUAGCAAGCAACAGAUUUUAGGAAACUGGAUACAAACUGCUGCACUGGUUUUGAAAAUGACUUGUUUGUUAAGUGAGAAUAAGAUGUGUAUAUUAAACUACAGUUUAGGUACCUCAGAAAUAAAUAGAUUUUACUGCACUUUUACAGCACUUUUCUGUUAAAAUGCCCUUAAGAUGCCUCACAAUUUGCCUGUUCACUAUCAGAAUAAAAAAAUUGAUGUAGGAUGA
This is a messenger RNA of Xiphophorus maculatus (southern platyfish), 3040 nucleotides long. RefSeq names its product tripartite motif-containing protein 2-like (gene trim2a). The record is from RefSeq and is a predicted model, not a curated record. The transcript is spliced from 12 exons. Gene Ontology annotation, molecular function: protein binding; ubiquitin protein ligase activity; translation repressor activity. The coding region runs from base 361 to 2586 and encodes 741 amino acids. Lineage: Eukaryota; Metazoa; Chordata; Actinopteri; Cyprinodontiformes; Poeciliidae. Gene Ontology annotation, biological process: negative regulation of translation; protein polyubiquitination; proteasome-mediated ubiquitin-dependent protein catabolic process.